This is a messenger RNA of Manacus vitellinus (golden-collared manakin), 2891 nucleotides long. It is a transcript of the gene HABP2, whose product is annotated as hyaluronan binding protein 2. Gene Ontology annotation, molecular function: serine-type endopeptidase activity; calcium ion binding. The transcript has 14 exons. Gene Ontology annotation, biological process: proteolysis; blood coagulation. NCBI's taxonomy places the organism in Eukaryota, Metazoa, Chordata, Aves, Passeriformes, Pipridae. The coding region runs from base 58 to 1722 and encodes 554 amino acids. The record is from RefSeq and is a predicted model, not a curated record.
CUGAAAAAACCUAGGCAAGAAGAAGAAGCUGAUUUCAAGAAAAAAACGAGCACAAGGAUGGUUAACAGUGCUUUGGCCCUUCAGGUUCUCCCAUUGGUCAUUCUCCUUGGGACCACAUGUUUGUGCGCUUCCCAAGUUUCCCUCUGGGUCCACCAAAUGCAAGACAAGGAUGAUGACUUUGAAUACUAUGACUCCACGGAACAGGAGCAGGACCCCAGCCUCCAGCACCAUUCCUGGGAGCAAGUGAGCUUUAUUGAGACAUCUAUAGGUGACUUCUAUACCAUGCCAGACCCAUGCCUCUCUGACCCCUGUAAGAACGGUGGUAGGUGUGCAUCCAGUGGAAGGGACUUCAGCUGUGCCUGUCCCAAACCAUAUGGUGGAACCACAUGUGAAAAAGUGGAGGACAUGUGCCUGGACAUGAACUGCCGCAUUGGUGACUGCCUGGUUCUAUUAAGCCCUCCUUAUUUUCGGUGCAGCUGUAAGCCUCCGUACAAGGGAUCAUUCUGCCAACGCUCAUCUAAGCAGUGCAGUCCCAACCCUUGCAAAAAUGGAGGUACCUGCAUACGGAACAGAAAGAGAUCAAAAUUCACCUGUGAGUGCCCUGAACUUUUCAGAGGGAGAUUCUGCAAGAUCGGACCAGAUGAUUGUUAUGAAGAGGACUCCUCUAACUACAGGGGAAGAGUGAAUCAAGCAGUAGAUGGCAGGACCUGCCUGAACUGGAAUUCCCAUCAUCUCUUGGACUUCCCUUUUAAUGCCUUUAUGGAGAAUGCUGACUUUUAUGGCAUUGGUGAUCAUAAUUUCUGCAGGAAUCCUGAUGAAGAUGAAAAACCCUGGUGCUAUGUCAGAAAAAAUAAGGAAGUAGAUUGGGAAUUCUGUGAUGUUUCACCCUGUUCAGAUGUAGAGCCAACAGACCCACCUGAAUCAAAUGAAAUAUUUGAAACAUGUGGACAACCAGAAGUUCGUGGAACACUCAAGAGGAUCUAUGGUGGAUCCAAGGCUACAGCUGGCAAACAUCCCUGGAUGGCAUCUGUGCAGAAAAAGACUCCAGAUGGGAGUGAACAUUUCUGUGGUGGAGUGCUAAUUAAAUCAUGCUGGGUUCUUACUGCUGGGCACUGCUUUGAAAACGGGAAAGGAAAUAUCCAAGUAGCCCUUGGAAAGCAAAACCUCAAGAAGAAAGAGCAUCAUGAGCAAAGAUUUGAUGUGGAGAAAAUCAUUGUACAUGAUGAAUACAGCGAUAGAGGUGGCAUCCCAUACAAUGAUAUUGCACUACUUAAAUUGAAGCCAGUUGAUGGUUACUGUGCAGUGGAAACAAAAUAUGUGAAAACAGCCUGUCUCCCUAACUUCUUCUUUCCCACUGGGACUGACUGCUUCAUUUCUGGAUGGGGCGAGACAGAGACAGGUGAAUCAUCUGAUCAGCUGUUAGAUGCCAGGGUCAAGCUAAUUUCACAGAGGAAAUGCAAUGAACGUGAACUACAUAAUAACUCACUGGAUGAGAGCAUGUUUUGUGCAGGAAAACUUCGAAAACCCGGAAUUGACUCUUGUCAGGGGGACUCUGGAGGCCCAUUGACUUGUGUGGAAAACAGCUCCCACUACGUAUAUGGCCUUGUGAGCUGGGGUGAUGGCUGUGGGUUAAAAAACAAGCCAGGAGUUUAUACCCAGGUGACAACAUUUCUCAGUUGGAUUAAAUCUACAAUUCAGGCUGAGUCGAGGUUACGUCAUUAGGAGAGAAUGACAAACGGUUUGAAAAAGACUGAAGAACUAAUUGUGAUCUUAAUACAUCCUGCUAAUCUAGAGCAAAUUCCCUGAUGUCUGCUAGAAGACCUGACCUUGGCUAGUCAGUGAUAACUCUUCUCCCACUGGACUUUGUCUCGUUCAUAUUUUUGUAUUCUCUUAGGUCAAUGGUGCCAAUAAUCCAGGAACAUAAAAUUCUCCAAAAAUUAUAAGUAUGGAAUAAGAUUCACACAAUUUAUUCAUUACAAAUUAUUUUGUAUUCUACCAUCCAUGGUACAAAGCUGAGCCUGCCAGUCACCUAGUACUAAUUUCAUUUACAGCUUCAAAUAAAUAGCAGAAUCUGUAAUACAUACAGUGAUAAAUCAUAAAGUAUCCACACAAAAUAAAAUUAUCACUUAUAAAUUGCAGCAUUUGGGUUGCAUUUUAAAACAAAAAGUUUUUAAAUGCCAUCUAUUGUGUUUUCCAGAAAACUGGAAAACCUACAGGAUUUUCAGGAUAAGAUGAAAAUCUAUUUAUGUUAUGUCAUGUUUCCAUUUACUUCUGAUACAGCUGCAUCUGCCUUCUCUUGAAUUGCAGAAUUUCUGAAGCAUCAGGGUUGACUGCGACUUGCUGAGAUCUUUCUGUCUCCAACUGGUCCUGUAAAAUCAUAUCCAAAUAGAUUGUGAAACCAGCCAGUGGACAGAAGAGGUCUUUAACUAUAAUUCUAUAAAAAUAUUUGCAUAUUAAAAAUUGCCACAACUGGCAAAUGAACAAAAUCUAAAUCACUGCUCUGCACUGAGCGAAUUUCUACGGUGGAGAAGUGCAAAAAGUGGAUCUGUUCAUGUAAGUUAGAUACCACACAUACCAAAGGACUAAAUGUGCUCCUGAUUUCUAAUUUGAGCCUAAAUAAAAAGCAAACCAGAAAACACCUGAGUUCCACAUGGACUGCACACCUGUAGGUUUCCCUUGGACCAUCAAAUCAUUAUCAUACCCAGAACUUAAGAAGAUACUGCCUGUAGUUCCCUCUGCUUGCAUUACUCAACCAUAGUUUUCAUUUAUUUCUUGAGUAACUUUUCAGAUGGAAAUGCAAAUCAUGGAUACCCACUGUUUCUCUUGAGCACGAUUAUUGUUUGACUUGUUUCCAAAGUUAAAAAUUAAAUGAAACAAGUAUUUGAAAUGCA